AUGCACGUCCCCAUCCACAAGCCCCUUCCGAAGCGGCGCAGGCUGCUCGCCCCCGCCAACUCGCAACCGCUCUCCGUCAACCCAACAGUUCGUCCGUUGACCGUCCUUUCUUCAAUGGUUCAAUCGCGCGCAGUCGACGCAGGCAUACCCUCACGACCGCCGGUAUGCUCCUCGUGUCACCGCACAUGCCCCAAGGCAGGGAUGGUCGUCCAGUGCGCCCGCUGCCGCGCGCCGACGUGCACGAUCUGCACGCGCACCUGCACCGCACGCCCUGUGGCGGACGACUCCUCCCCGCCCACGCCCGCGCUCACGCUCUCCCCGUCCCCGCCCUCGACGCCCCUCCCCACCCCGUCCCCGUCCCCGCGCCGCCGAGCGCUCGUGCUCUCCGCCAUCCCGAACACGACGCGCCGCCGCAAGCGCGAAGCAGAUGCAGACGAGGGCGACACCGCCACUGCGAAGUGGGGGUGCGCCAGGGACGCGGAGUGCGAGCCCGGCUGCGCCCGCACGGUCUGUAGGGCGUGCUGCGUCGAGAGCGCGCAGAGCGGGAAUGUGACGUGCCUCGACUGCUGGUAUGCCGCCGGCGCGCGGCCGGAGCGCUGUGGCGCGGGUGUGUCGUUCGCUGCGGAGUGGUCUGGGGGUGGCGCGUACCAGCCCCCGCCUGCGUUCGUGCUGUGA
Molecule: messenger RNA, 675 nt
Organism: Sparassis crispa
Lineage: Eukaryota; Fungi; Basidiomycota; Agaricomycetes; Polyporales; Sparassidaceae
Exons: 3
Coding region: 1-675 (224 amino acids)
Source: RefSeq, a predicted model, not a curated record